Monodelphis domestica (gray short-tailed opossum) is the source of this 3089-nucleotide messenger RNA. It is a transcript of the gene FOXN1, whose product is annotated as forkhead box N1. NCBI's taxonomy places the organism in Eukaryota, Metazoa, Chordata, Mammalia, Didelphimorphia, Didelphidae. The record is from RefSeq and is a predicted model, not a curated record. Gene Ontology annotation, biological process: regulation of transcription by RNA polymerase II. Gene Ontology annotation, molecular function: transcription cis-regulatory region binding; DNA-binding transcription factor activity, RNA polymerase II-specific.
UCUCCGGAGCCAGGAUUGGGUGAUGGUCUCUCUGCUCCAGCAAGCGUCUGAAAUCCCACUGACCCCUCCAGAGAGCCUCGAGGGAGAGCACCGAGGAGACCUCAUGCAGACCCGAAGGGCCACGGGUUCCCCAACCCCACAAAGUGAGAACCCUGGCUUCAGCUGCCCACCGUACCCAGGUGAUGUCCAGCCGGAGCCGGAGCCCUCCAUCUCCUCCCACAGCCCCAGCCCUUCCUCCCCGUGCCCUGAGCAGCUGCAGAGUCACUUCCCGGCCGGCCCAGGCCAGGCGGCAUUCGGGCUGUCCCCGACGGAGAAGUACCAGGGCUUUGCCUACGAGGACGGAGCCGUGGCCGGGAGCCCCGGACGCUUCCUCAAGGGCAGCCGCGCCCCCUUCCACCCCUACAAGCGGCAGUUCAACGAGGACGUUUUCCUGGAGGCGCAUCCGGCCCUGGGCCUGGACGGACCCUCCUUCAAGAGCCCGGCGUGCCUGGAGACCUUCGAGGAUGUGGCCAGCGCCGGAGACGCGGAGCCCUUCGCCCCCAGCUUCUCGGCAGAGGCCGCUGCCUGGUGCCACGGGCCCCACUACCCAAGCCAGGAGCACAGCGCCCAGAUCAUGCAUGGGUCAGAGGUCAAACUCAAGCCAGCCCCUAUGGAGGGCCCACCUGGACUGUAUUGUUACCAGCCCCAGCACAUGUACUGCUCCUCACAGCCCUUCCACCAGUACUCCUCUGGCAAUGGCAAUUAUCCUAUGACCUACCUCCCAUCCCCACACUAUGCUUACCAGAGAAUCGUCCCUCAAGCCAGCGUGGAAUCUCAGCAACCACUGUUCCCCAAGCCCAUCUACUCAUACAGCAUCCUUAUCUUCAUGGCCCUCAAGAACAGCAAAACAGGCAGCCUUCCAGUCAGCGAGAUCUACAACUUUAUGACAGAACACUUCCCUUAUUUCAAGACAGCCCCAGAUGGCUGGAAGAAUUCUGUCCGCCACAACCUGUCCCUCAACAAGUGCUUUGAGAAGGUAGAGAACAAAUCGGGCAGCUCAUCCCGCAAGGGCUGCCUGUGGGCCCUCAAUCCAGCCAAGAUCGACAAGAUGCAGGAGGAACUCCAGAAGUGGAAAAGGAAAGACCCCAUUGCAGUGCGGAAGAGCAUGGCCAAGCCAGAAGAACUAGACACACUCAUCGGUGACAAGAGUGAGAAACUUCGGUCUCCUUUAAUGCCCUGCCCACCCCAGGGGCUGCCCAGCUCAGGUCCUGCCAGGCCAAUGGCAUUGUGUGACCCAGCCAACCCCACUGCUGUCCCCCAGUCCCUCCACUCACUCCAUCCGGCACCAGGCCCCAUCCACGCCAAGAACCCCAUGACAGGCCUACUUGGAGGACACCCUCCCUCCUGCUAUCCGCAGAGUUAUCCACACCUCUCACCAGCACUGGCUCAACCGGGGGUCCCCCAAACCCUCUUCCCACCUUCAGAUGGGCACGGCGAGCUCCAGGCUCAGUCAGGCACACCUCAGGACUCUCCCUUGCCUGCUCACACUCCACCCAGCCAUGGCAUGAAGAUGUUAUCCGAACCCUCCCCAGCCAGAACAAUGCAGGACACACUCAUGCCAGAGGGAGACCUCAGCACCGACAUUGACACCAUCAAUCCCUCCCUCACUGACUUUGACUUCCAGGGAAACCUCUGGGAAGAAUUGAAGGAUGAUAGCUUGGCCCUAGACCCCCUGGUGCUGGUCACAUCAUCCCCAGCGCCAUCCCACUGCUACCCAUCCCACUGCCUGGCGGGGUCCGGAGGCAAUACCAGCGAGCUAAGCCUACCGGGCAAUGGCACCUCCAGCGGACUGAGUGACCUGCACCUCACUACCUUCUACUCAGCCUUAAUGGACCUGGACCCAGUGGCUCCAGCGUAUCUGAACUCCAGCUCCAAGCCCAUGGGACUAGUGUGAGCCAUGCAGAGGCCAUGGCCCAUCCUCCAGAUUGCCAGCAUGCCCCAGGAGCUAGGUCCCGAGUCUCCUCCUCUCUGUCUGAAGAGAAGGAGCGACCAGCGACCACGGAUGGACCCCCCAAGGAAGGAAGGGAAAAAGGCUCCUCCCUCCUCUCAAAAAUGGGGGGAAACCCUAAAAUAACCCAAAAACAACAAAAAAAACAUGACUUUGCCAACUUGAUUUUUAGGAGAAAGGCCUGGGGGACUGAGGGCCCAUCCCUGCCUUCUCUGGUCCUCCUCUGCCACCGCCGCCAUCCCUAACCCUCAAACAUUUCUGCCCGCCUCUGACUCAAGGUCCUGAGAGCGCCCACCCCCUUCUCCAAAAAUUAUUUCACCUCUCGGCGCCCCAAGGAACUUUCUAAGACUGGGAGGGGUUGUUUCUUCACUGAACCCCCUGUUCAUAGCAUAGUUCUGGUCAAAAGCACACACACACACACACACACACACACACAAAACUAUGGAUAUUACAUGCACAUACACAUGUAUAUAUAUAGGUUCCAGUAUUCAGUGGAUCCAUGAUCUCAUUCAUUCAGGUAUUCUAUUAACCAUGAAGAGUUAACAAAACCAUGGGAGCACACAUACAUGUCAUAUGGUGUCUGACAAUGUGGCAUACACAUGUAUGCCUAUCAUACGUGUGUAUUUUGUCAUUAUUGCCUCACAUGGAAUACACAUGCAUAUAUGUAUACUUGAAUAGUCAACGGCUCUGCGAUUUCAUCAAUGUCGGUGCUCUAGAGGUCCACCAGUGAAGCCUAUGACAAAGCCUUUUGUCACUUCUCUUCAGAGCCAGAGAGCACAUGUGAAUAUCAUGUGUGUGCUUUGUAACAUGCAAUCCAUGUAUCAUGUUUUCUGGAGGCAGACUUGUGUUUUUCCUUAUAAAGGUAUGCAUUAAGCAUAUUAAGCACCUACUAUGUGCCAGGCACUGUGCCAAGUUCUUGGAUACAUGAUAUCUACAAGGUAUAUGACUAAUAUAGACCCACAUGUAUAUGUCAGCAACUAGAUAUAUACAUACAUGUACAUCUGUGUAUGUAUACAGCAGGCUUUGACUUGGUAUGUGGGUUAUAUAUAGGCAUAUACACAUAUGUAUGUGGGGAGAGAGACAGAGAGAGAGGGAAGGAGGG